Messenger RNA from Prorocentrum cordatum, 732 nucleotides. The record is from the annotation of a GenBank genome assembly. Lineage: Eukaryota; Dinophyceae; Prorocentrales; Prorocentraceae.
AUGGUCGCCGCGGGACCCGAACACACGGUGCUGCUCAGGAGCGACGGCACGGCCGUGGCCUUCGGCUCGAAUGACCGCGGCCAGUGCGCCGUGCCGGCGCUGGACGGUGGCCUUAGCUACACGCAGGUCGUUGCGGGCUGGGCCCACACGGUGCUGCUCAGGAGCGACGGCUCGGCCGUGGCCUUCGGCUCGAAUUUUGAGGGCCAGUGCAGCGUGCCGGCGCUGGACAGUGGCUUGAGCUACACGCAGGUCGCCGCGGGCUGGGCCCACACGGUGCUGGUCAGGAGCGACGGCACGGCCGUGGCCUUCGGCUCGAAUCGCGAGGGCCAGUGCAGCGUGCCGGGCGAUUGGACGGUGGGCCUGAGCUACUCGCAGGUCGCCGCGGGACUCGCCCACACGGUGCUGCUCAGGAGCGACGGCACGGCAGUGGCCUUCGGCUCGAAUCGCGAGGGCCGGUGCGACGGCACGGCCGUGGCCUUCGGCUCGAUCGCGAGGCAGUGCAGCGUGCCGGGCUGGACGGUGCGCUUCCUGACCCUGGGCGGGGUGGAGCGCUGCCGGGUGCCGGCGGCGCCUGGCGCGCCGCUCGCUGGCGUGCGCGACUGGCUGGCGGGCGAGCUGGGCGCGGGCAGGCUGGGCCCCGGGCUCGGCCGCGCCGACGCGGCCCUGCCAGGCGGACGGCUCCUGAGCGGGGCCUCGGCGGGCGAGACCGUCGCGGACGCCUUCGGGUUGUAG